AUGGUUUUCCUUGUCAAAGCCCUUCGAACGGGUCUUGGUUUUGCCUCAGAAGCAAUCCAUGCGGCCAGAGAUCGACCCUUGUCGAACGAUCAACCUAAAUCCAUCCCUCCCAACGAUUCCUCGUUAGAAAAUUUCGAGAACUCCAACUCUGCCAAGCAAGUUGCCACAGACAGGACUUUUCCGCCGUGCUCAUUAAAGCAUCCAGAGCAUGACACCGUCCCUCAGAGGCAGACACUCACGGCUGAUGUCGAAUCAGACUCUUGGUCACAUCAUAUGACUGAUGCCAACCUGGACGAGGUGUCGUGGCAAAUUGAUGAUAUGAUCGAGUCGUUGAGAAGACCGAAUUCUGGCGAAGACCUGUAUGCGCUUUCAUAUGACGAUACUCUGACCAGUUCAUACGAUGAGACGGAGGACGAAGAGGAAAGAAAGGUCAAGCAGAGGGAAGCAUUGGCUCGUCAGUUGGUUGAGAUGGCGGGGCCCCCUCCCGGAAUUCUAACACGACUUCCAUGUCCUGUUGUUAUUCCUCAGCGCCGUCCUAGAAACAAAGACCGCGGAUUCGUACGUGCAUAUGCCCCCAUUCUCCGGGACUGCGGUAUCGACCAAGAAGUCUUCUUACAAUUCCUGGAAUACCUGGAUGUCGUUAAUCAUGCCUCUAAAUGGAUUGAAGUAAUUUUCAUCGCCGCUCAAAUCACAUCAUCUCUGCCAUUCCCCGCCGCUAUGGCUGUAGGCAUGGUUCUCUCUGUGGUUGCCGGCACUGCUCGCGAACUACAAAAGCGAACUCGUGCAAAUACCUUUCUUGAGAUGGUCAACCGUGAUUUGUUCAUGCCUCGCGGGCUAUUUGUCAUGGUGAUCGCGUUCAAACCAGAUGAUGAUGCAAAUCAGGGACCACUGGGCAAAGCCACCAGCUCGCUCAAGAAAAGCAUCUAUAAAAAGGACAAAGUAGACCUGAAUCAGGCAGCGAUCAAAUGGAGCAAUCCUGAUGUCAACAAGUCGAACUUUGGAAAGAAACUUAACAAUAUCCGAGUGGAGAGCGGCGAGACAACUUCGGAGCUCGAAUUGCCGGAAACUGCGAGCCUAAUCUACCCACAGUUGGAUCGUAUUGCCGCAGGGGGAUACACAGAAGAGCAAUCACAAGGGAUUUCUGAAAAGUUUAAAGACGCCGGAGAGUGGGUCAACGACUAUAUGGAUAGAAGGGCGAUGGUGUUUUACGAAGCAAAACACCCUGGGUCGCCAAUGGUCAUACCUUCUGAGCAGCGAAAACCAAUGAAAUCUCGCUUUAAUGAUCCAGAUCAUCCCGUGAAUAGCGGGUCGAUGAUUUCUCUCGUCACUGGCGGUCUUAUUCCUCUGCCAGGUCCUAGCAAGUUACUUGCCAAGAGGAAUGAAGCCCUAGGGAUCAAUCGUCUUUUUGGCAAACCAGCGGAUUCGCAAGAUGGCCGACUAGUCCCUAGCACAGGAAAACAUCAGCUCAAGAAAGUCUUUUUGAAGGACGUCUUAUACCUUGCGGUUGUCAACCUGCCUACAGAAGAAGAGGCCGAGAAAUCAAAGGCUCAAUUGGAAAGCAUUGUACAGUAG
Messenger RNA from Penicillium crustosum, 1572 nucleotides. RefSeq lists its product as uncharacterized. The record is from RefSeq and is a predicted model, not a curated record. NCBI's taxonomy places the organism in Eukaryota, Fungi, Ascomycota, Eurotiomycetes, Eurotiales, Aspergillaceae. The transcript has 3 exons. The coding region runs from base 1 to 1572 and encodes 523 amino acids.